This is a messenger RNA of Dendroctonus ponderosae (mountain pine beetle), 4306 nucleotides long. It is a transcript of the gene Ptp61F, whose product is annotated as tyrosine-protein phosphatase non-receptor type 1. Lineage: Eukaryota; Metazoa; Arthropoda; Insecta; Coleoptera; Curculionidae. The transcript has 8 exons. Gene Ontology annotation, biological process: protein dephosphorylation. Gene Ontology annotation, molecular function: protein tyrosine phosphatase activity. The record is from RefSeq and is a predicted model, not a curated record. The coding region runs from base 194 to 1687 and encodes 497 amino acids.
AAAUGGUGGGGAUUUUGACAGAUGCUCGUCCUUGUCUUCGUUGAAAUGGUUAAAAUGGUGUUAAAACAUGUCUGUUAAAGGUUUAUUUAUGUGAGUUUAUUCCAUUUUCAAACACGAAACGCUGGUAUCGUAUCGAAAUUAUAAAGUGAAUGUGUAAAUCAAAGACUAGGCAAUUCGUAUUCUAUCAUCAAUCAUGACUACAGAAUCAAGCAGCAACAAUAUCGAAACUCAAUACUUGGAAAUCAACGCAAACGACGACUGGCCGGCAUUUUAUCAGAAAAUUCGCGUUAAAAGCUCGAAACUAGCUGGACAAUGUACCGAAGCCUUAAAGCCACAAAACAAAAAUCUGAACCGAUAUCGAGAUGUUCAUCCGUAUGACCACAGCCGAGUCAUAUUAAAAAGAGGAUCAACUGACUACAUAAAUGCCAAUUUAUGUAAAGUGGAAAAGGCGCACAGGCAGUAUAUUCUUACACAAGGACCUUUAGUAAACACGGUCAGUCAUUUUUGGCUAAUGGUAUGGGAGCAAGGAAGCAAAGCAGUCCUUAUGUUAAACAAACUGAUUGAAAAGAAGGCUGAGAAAUGUUAUCAGUAUUGGCCUUCUAGUAUUGGAUCGGUGUGUAUAUAUAAUGAUGUUGGAUUGCAACUUGAAUAUUUGGAACAGCACGAUCAUUCAUAUUACCUAACUCGAUUAUUGAGAUUGAAAGAUCUUGAAAGUGGUGAACAACGUGAUAUUCUUCAAUUUCACUACAUCACAUGGCCCGAUUUUGGCGUACCUUGCUCUCCAACAAAGUUUUUGGAUUUUCUAAAGAAAGUCAGAAAAGCGGGAGUUUUAGGAGAAGACGUUGGUCCAGCUGUUGUUCAUUGUUCGGCCGGUAUCGGUAGAUCUGGAACGUUUUGCGUUGUGGAUUCAUGUUUAGUUCUGAUUGAAAAAUAUGGCCUAAAUUCCGUUAAUGUUGAAGAAAUCUUGAUGGAAUUGAGGAAGUAUAGAACUGGUCUUAUACAGACUCAUGAACAACUUAGAUUUUCAUAUCAAGCAAUUAUUGAAGGUGCGAAACAGUUACUUAACCUUGACUCUGAUGGCGAUGAUGAAUCUGAAGAGCAUUCUAUUCACAUACACGAUGAAAGCGAAAUAAACGAAGAAGCGCUGAGUUCGGAAGAAGACAACGAGCCACCGCCUCUACCACCUCCUCGCAGCGACAGUCUUAAACCUGUUGAAAAUGGACUUGCUGAUAGGCCGCUGCCAACCAUCCCACAAAGCGUAUCUGAUGAUAAUCUUACAUAUAAAGGAAACGGCGAUAACAGUAUUGAAGAGAAAUACAUUCCAAGCGGGCCCCUUCCAGGCGUACCUGCAGAAGAAGAUGAAGAAGGAAGUAGUGAAGAUUCGCUCGAAGACGAAGAUGAUGCGGACGAAGAGAAUGAAAAUGAGGACGAUGAUGGCAGCCUUAGAACCGAGAGCCCAUUGUCAGAUAAAGAUGAGACAAGAUCCAAUAUAUCUGAGGUGCGUCAUCGUCGAAGAGUGGAGCGAAAGCAUCACAUGGAAAAGCAGGUGCGAGACAUGAAGAGGAGGCAGCAAGCCAACGAACAAUGGCAGCAUCUCAAGAGGUCUCUAUACGUUCCUUUAAUUGUUGGCUGUGCCACUUUAAUUGGCGGUGGCCUGGUAGCCUACCUUUAUCUUAAGAGCAACUAAACAGAUAAGUUACCAAGCCCUACAAAGCCGCAUUGUAUAUUUGUUGAUAAUUGAUAGUAGAAAAAUUAGUUUUUUUUAUUAAAGUUCUAUUCGUUUUAUCAACAAAAAGCAUAUCUAUACCAUAUUUGAGGGUCGGAUGAUGUUCUCAUUUUGCUUAAAAAGAGACAAACGACUACAUGGCAUGUUUAUAUUCGGUGAGCAAUUAGAGACUAAAAAUUAAAUAAAACAGUUAUUGCACCUCAAUAUUAUUACCAAACUGAUUAGAUUUGCGUGUUUAUCAAUUGAAACAUCGAACUAAGCAUUAUUGCUUUUGGCAUGAUGGUUAUUACUAUCUGUUUUUGCACUGUUUACUAUUAACUCACCCUUCUUAGUUUUAAAUAUCACAUAUUCAUAUAUAAUUUCUGAAACUCAGCCUUUGUAACGAUGGAAAAUUUCAUUAUUUACCAAAAUUAGUAAAAAGUCAGAGCAAUUUUUUCCAAAAAUCUUACUACGAUUAAAUAUAUUCCAUACAAAAUGAAAUAACCAGUAGGUUUAACUUGUUUAAGUUUGUUGCUUCUAAUUGCACCUUUACAUGUAUGGUCCGUAAUAGUUCAUUUGGCUAAAUACAACGUGACAUUUUGUCAAUGUGAAGAAAUAACCGGUUUAAUUUGUUAUCGCUUCUUGUAACAAAUCGACUAGAUCCCAGGAAUUAUGGGAAAAAGUCGUAUGUCGCCCAACUUAUUUAUUGCAAAUGAUCAUUAAAUAUUUUCGAAAGUUUUCUAUAAUCAAAACAAUACAUGUUUGUUUCAUUCAUUCAAGUUCAGAACAUUGUAUUAAUUUAAUUUCUUUAAAUUAAAGUACCUAAAAAGCUGCCAAUAUUCAUGAGUAAUAUAAGAAUUGAGAAUGUCAGGUUUUGCGCUAAGACUGAUGUCAUUAUCACAUAAAAAAUAUAUUUUCGAACUUGAGAUCAGGUGUCACGAACUUUCACUUUAAAUUAACAAAGAAAAUAAUUUAAAAGUAUUUUGCAAAAAGAUAUUUUUCUAUCAGAUCGGAAUUUCAACUGUGUACAAUAAUUAAUGAUGAAAUGUUAAGUGAAUACUGAUCAUUCAGCGAUGUUUGUGGUAAUGAACUACUGGAACGGGAACGUGUACAUAACAUGUAAUACAUAAAAAUUCGUAAAUCAUAGAGACUUCCUACCUAGUUAUAGUAAUAAUAGGGAUGAGUUUACCUGUAUUCAGUUUAAUUAUUAUAUUUUUAUAUUUAUAGUGUAGUCGUAUACGUCUAAUAUUAUUUAGCUUCUUCUUUCUAAUUCCAUUGGAGUCCGUAAGUUGUAGAUCUGCCGUCCUUUGCUGAGUGUCAAACACUUUACGUAAUUUGCUGCUUUCCAUUUAAAGUUUUAAGCUCUCUUGUUUAUUUUUUGCCCAUUUCGGACAGAUAUUGUGUUAUUUCUAUCUCAAGCUUAAUGAAAAUAGGCGGUUUAUUUGCAAUUUAAUAGGUCUAUUGCGUGAGGUUUAUCAUUAGUAUUUUUUUAUUAAUCCCAGCAUUCACAUGUUAUUUAUCUAACUUGCAAAUUAAAUCAAGGAUAUUUUUUCGGCAUGAAGCAGGAUUAAUCGCACUUAGAUUCAACCAUUACGUUAAUCAAACAUGGUGUUCCAUCAAAUCAUCGUAAGUUUUAUCAAAAUUUAUCCGAGUAAGAAAUCAAAUUAAGACAGUGCAAAUCUGGAGGUUCGCUCACCUCAAACACACCCAGGACCGGUUUGCAGUCUAUUAGCUCUCAUCAGCUGGGCAAAAGAGUGUUUAAGUACAGAUCUCGCGGUGGCUGAUUCAGGCUGAAUCCAGCUGAUGAGAGCUAAUAGGCUCGAAACCGGUCCCGGGUGUGCCUGAGGUGAGCGAACCUCGAGAUUUGCACUGUCCUAAUUAUAACUUGAAAGUCCCGUUUUCCCGUAAAUUUAUAGUGUUUUUCAAUAGCAAUUCAUGUCCGGAGAGGUAUAAUCAUCCCUAUGCAUCAUAUGUAUAUUUAAAAGAUCACGUAGCAUAUAAUUGAUAAUCGUAAGAAAUGUGUUUAAUAUUUUGAUCACCGUGACGAAAACAGGGUGUUUCGUAUUAAACUGAAAUUUAUCAAGUCAACUUUCCAAGCAUGAAACUGAGGAUUAUUAAAUUCGCCGUACCUUUAGUUAAGCAUUCCUUUAAAGUGCCUUUUUUACACGUAUUUAUGGUAGAAAAGUUGUAUUUAUAAGUGUUUAGAGUUCUAGCUAAAAAGUGGCAAUCAUGUUAUAAUUUUUAGGCAGUUUUCAUUUGGACCUAAAAAUUUUGUUUCCACUUUAUAUGAUUUUGUUUUCAAAAAUAGUAAAUGUGCUAGAAACUCAAUGACAAUACAGUAUACCGUAUUGCAGGUUUAGAUGCUUGUUUAUGUUAAAGAGUCGAAAAUAUCACAAAAUAAGUAAAAGUUAACCAAUAAUUUUUUAUUAGUAUUUUUUAAAUUUAUUAAAAAAGUGUAUACUUAACUACAUGUAAACAUACGAAGUAUUAUAUCUACUCUUUGUAAUUAUUUGUAACAUUUACGUUGUGAGUUGUCGACCAUUACGCAUUUUUUAUUAGACCAUUUUAUAAUGUUUCAAAUAAAAUAUUUAAAAGCGGAAA